CUGCUCGCCGCCUCGGCAGCCCUGUUAUGGAAAUUAGUCCAAAGUCAAUCUAGUUUGGUCUCCGCAGAGGGAAGAAAGGAGGAUUUUGACGGAGGAAGCAGGGGAAGACGUUGGACCUUGUUGUCUGUUAUGAGGACGGCAGGAUGGAGUUCCCAGACCACAGCAGACAUUUACUCCAGUGUCUGAGCGAGCAGCGGCACCAGGGCUUCCUGUGUGACUCCACGGUGCUGGUGGGCGAUGCCCAGUUCCGUGCCCACCGUGCUGUGUUGGCCUCCUGCAGCAUGUACUUUCACCUUUUCUACAAGGACCAGCUGGACAAGAGAGAUGUGGUGCACCUCAACAGCGACAUUGUCACAGCCCCGGCCUUUUCCCUGCUCCUGGAGUUCAUGUACGAGGGCAAGCUGCAGUUCCAGGACCUUCCCGUAGAGGAUGUGCUGGCAGCGGCCAGCUACUUGCACAUGUAUGACAUUGUCAAGGUGUGUAAGAAGCGUUUGAAGCAGAAGGCCACAGCAGAGGCAGACAGCACGCGCAGAGAGGAUGAUGGUGGGUCCAGCUGCUCUGACAAGGCCGACAGCCUAUCAGAUGGUUCUACAGAUCGACCUGCUACAGCCGACCUGCUGCACAGCGAUGAAGAGGAGGAGGGGAAGGCCGAGGGAGGACCUCUGUGGCUGAGGCUGCCGUCUGCAGACAGACCAGGGACGCCGGCCAUGGCUACAACCAGCCCAAGGCACGGCGAGGUGGAGACGCAAGGUGGGGAAGGCCUGACGGAGGGAGGGAAGCUGCUCUCCCCGGCCGGCAGCCCCACCAGCUCCACUGGAUCUCUCUCCCAGAGGUCCCACCGCUCCGUGAGCUCUCGUGGAGGCCACAGGGGCAGGAGGGUGUCGAAUGAUGCGGCUGACUGCGUCCUGGACCUGUCAGUCAAGCCGAUCGCUGGUAGCAACCACAGUAACCACCACCAGUCCUAUUUCAGUGGCGCAGCUACGCCAGACAGCCUCCAAAGCCCAUUGGCUGUGAGGGUGAAGGUGGAGAGGGGCGUGGCUUCAGAUGAGGAAGAGGAACUGGGAGGUGGGGACUACGACAUGGAGCACAGCGGCCUCACCAAGGCCACAGUUCCCAGCACCAACGGGGGCCUGACCCACCACGGGGUCGGAGGGCCUCUGUCGGCCCAGCGGAGGCUCGGCCUGGAGGCGCACCUGUCCGCGCUGCGAGAGGCCUCUCUGGCCUCAGAGCUGGAGCGGGAGGAGAAGCCUCCAGCCUCAGCAGACGAUGAGGACAUACUGGGCAGUGAAAAUGAGCGCGCCCAGGCCGAGGCGGCCAGCAUGGAUAGCUCGCUGCUGCCUUACGUCUCCAACAUGCUGUCAGCUCAACACACCCAGAUCUUCAUGUGCCCGCUGUGUAACAAGGUUUUCCCUUCCCCUCACAUCCUCCAGCUUCACCUCAGCUCCCACUUCAGGGAGCAGGAGGGCAUCCGCUCCAAGCCCGCCGGAGACGUCAACGUGCCCACCUGCACCAUCUGCAGCAAGACCUUCUCCUGCAUGUACACGCUGAAGCGCCAUGAGCGGACACACUCCGGUGAAAAACCCUACACCUGCACCACCUGCGGCAAGAGCUUCCAGUACUCACACAACCUCAGCCGCCACGCAGUGGUGCACACGCGUGAGAAGCCGCAUGCUUGCAAGUGGUGCGAGCGGCGCUUCACGCAAUCCGGGGACCUCUACCGACACAUCCGCAAGUUCCAUUGCGAACUGGUCAACUCGCUGUCAGUGAAGAGUGAACCGCUGGCACUGCCCAAUGUCAGGGAUUGGGCAAUCGAGGACAGCUCCCAGGAACUGUGGAAGUAGAAACUGACUGCUGGGUUUGAUAAAGGGAAAGAGACGGAGAGUGAAAGAAGGGCAGAGAGGCAUGGUGAGGUGACAGGGAGGUGGCAGAGUUUGAUAGUCGGGGUUUAAGUGAGUCAUGUUCUUGUUUGUUGCAACAUCUCAUUCAAUUGCACUUUAAUAGCACAUGAAAAUGUUACUACUGAGUUUUUUUGUUGUUGCUAUUUGGGGUAAUUUUGUUUUAUUCUAUUUUAUUCUGAACUCUUAUUUUUAUUUGGCGUAAGUUCUCUUCUGUCGGUGGUUUUAUUUGCGUCUAAGGACAUGGGUCCCAGUGUGAGGAUGUCUCGCCUUUUUGAAGAGUUUUCACUCUGUUUGUGUUUCAUCCCAGACACAACACUCCGGCGCUGGCCAGCGUAUCGGUCCCAUUUCCACAGACAAAAAAACACCACUGCAGGAGUUCAGGUCGAACACACUGAAGUGAAAAAGCAUUACAAUACACUAAACGGGUACUGUGAUCACCGCAAGUCGACGCCACCGCACACACAGUUUGAAGAAGUGUGUGUGUGCGUGUGUGUGCGUGUGUGAUACUGCACUACUCUGGCAAAAAUUUCACCUAACGUGCGUGAGUGUGUAUGAGUGUGUUGUGUGUGUAUUAAUUUUAUUUUCUACUGGCAUGGAGGUGUCGUUGGCGAAGCGCUCCCCGCUUCUCUUGUUAAGCUCUUUGGUGUUGUGUGUUCAGGGGAAAGCUGACUGACUGACAGACAGACUAACUGAUGGCACUCAUGCAAUGCACAGCCUCCUUUUUUCACUUCCAAUCAAUUUGAAGUAUUUUCUAAAAAUGAAAAGACCUUUACAAAUAAUAAUAAUUAUUAUUGUUAUUGAUAGAAUUUUUUCUUAAAUCUAGCUGGCAGUCUUUAAAACAUCUCUUGUUGAAAAGGUAUUUAAUUUAAGGUUGUUGUAUAUUGUUCUGCUAUAGUUUUAAAACUUUAAUCCUUUACAAUUUUUUUAACUUAAUGAUUAUUAUUAUUAUUAUUUUGUUACUUUUUUUGUAAUGGGACCUGCUGUUGUUGCAUGACGUCCAAACUUGUAUAUUUUAAAAUAAAAAUGUGAAUUUGCUGUAUUACUGUACACAUUGUAAUUGAUCAAAUAUUUGACAACGGGCUUUCCUUUUUCUUUUCUUUGUGAAUACUACUCCAGGGUGCGGUCUGUUGAAAAACUGAAUAUUAUUCUCACGACUAUGGAAAAAAAUGCAUGAAAAUUUGAUUUUGUCUUAAACCUUUAAGUUGUGGUUUUUGCAUCAGGGGGGGAAUGUUUGAACAGUACACUUUUGACAGUGAAAAGUUGGAUUUUUUUUUUUUUUCUACUCGUCGUAGGUCUGUCGCUGGGCUCCUAGAAGAAUGUUACCGAAUGUGUUUCCGUCGGACGUUGAAGCGAUAUGAUGAAGCAUUUUAAGCCUGUGUUUAUAUGCACUGAUCUCUCUGCUGCGCGUGUGUGUGUUUGUGUGUAUGUGUGUGUGUGUUUAUGAGCGUGUGACUUGGUUCGUACCAGUCAGUUAAACCUACUGAAGAUCUACGUCCACCCAGCACUUCCUCCUCCUCCUCCUGCUCCUCCUCAGGCGUUUUAAUGUCUCCAACUGCUACGUGUUUGCUUUCCCAUCUCUCGUGUGUCCGUCCUCUCCGGUUCUAAACGUGGUCAAGCCAUUUCUUUUUAUUAUAUCCGCAGAUUUGGGCUCGUGUUUCAGGUCUGUCGAGUGCAGUUUUUGUGGCUUGGCUAGAAGUGCGAAGGAUACAGGGAGGAGAAGAAGAAGAAGAAGAGCAGGAGAGAGGCUGAACCUGAGCUCUCCUGCUGAAAGUUGAAGGGUCAGAUAUCUUUGUCACACUGUUGCUUCACGUCGAGCCGAGCCGAGCCGAGCUGAGCGGGGCCAAUAACUCGACCAGCUCAUUUCACAUUAGAUGCAGUGAAUGUCACAAGAUGUCUCUGUUUUCCUCUUAAUCCUUACUUUGAGACAGAUGGGAGAGAAUUGGCAUGCCUGAAUGCACCUUUUUAAGCUAAAAGACAAGAAAUCAGAUUUUUGCUGAAAAGAUGCCUUUAUUGAGAAAAAAAAACAACAACAUUUCUGAUGCUAUGGAAGUAUUUGAUACUGUAGAGCAUUGAGAAAGGGGUUGAAAAUCAAGUGUAAAUUCAUGGAAUUUAUUGAAUUUAUCAGAAAAAAAAUGAUGUCUUAUUAUAUUUUGAUCAUGUGAUUGGAAAACUCUUUUUUUUUUUUCUUUUUGUAUGUGAAUGUUGUGUUCGGGUUGGGGCUACAUCAGUUUAUUUAGUCUUUUUUUAACUUCUGUAUCUCACAUUUUUAAAAUAAUAAGUCAAGCGUUUAUACAAUCCGAAAAACAUUUGACGGAGAUACCGACGUCCCCCCCUCCUCCUCCAUCGCUCAGAUGUGUGUCUGUGUUUGCGUGCAUGCCCCCGCUGAUGUGCAUGUGGUGGGUGGGGUGCUUGUAUGUGCCGCCAUGUCAUCUGGUGGCACCUACAGGCUCUGCCAAUGCAACAGUGUGGGUGACAUUGCGGCAGUUUGCACCACAUCGUCUCGUUUUUUUUUUUUUUUUGUCUCGAAAUGUUAUUUCUUCACUGGCAGCGUCUCUGCAUAUGGGCUCCCUCCAUCCUGCUGUUGUUUUCAUCAUUUACUGCUGUUUUCUCGUUCCGUUCUGUUCCUCUGGUUGUACUUGACCGCCUUAAACUGCUGUAGUCCGGGCUGUUUUUUUUUUUUAUUUUAAAUUUAAUUUAAUUUUUUAAAAAGUGUGAGUGUGGGGUGGAGUUGCGGGAGUGAUGUCAACCGCUCUGUGAAGUAAACACCCUGACAAGACUUCUCCAUCUUUUUUUGCUGUGCUUACUUGAAAACAAAAGGGGGGAGAUUUUUUUAAAGCAAGGUAUAAAAAUACAAAAAAUACAAAAAAAAAAAAAAUUCAAAUGUCAUAGACAGUUUAUGAAAAGACAGAUGAGGGGUUGGAGGGUGGGGGUGGGGGGGCGUGAAAUAAUGACUGAAAAAGGACAAUCACUGUCUGGGGGAGAAAAAAAAAAACAAGCAGAUUUUGAUUGAGAUAUAUUUGCUCCCUUUUGAGAUUACAAAUUUUCUUUGCUUUUUCUUUUAUGUUCCUUUUUCGGAUUUAGUCAUUUUAGCUUUGACAAUCAUAGUUGGGUUGAUUUGUUUUUUUUUUGUUUUUUUUUCUCAAGGGGAGUAAAUUCUAAUUGUGUUUAGUUUUGUAAUUUUUUGGCGUGCUGUUGUUGACAUUUUUAAAUUGUGUGCAAACUGCAAUAAAUUAUAAGAAUCUUGAAAUUCAA
Stegastes partitus (bicolor damselfish) is the source of this 5150-nucleotide messenger RNA. RefSeq names its product zinc finger and BTB domain containing 18 (gene zbtb18). Gene Ontology annotation, molecular function: DNA-binding transcription factor activity, RNA polymerase II-specific; protein binding. The coding region runs from base 144 to 1841 and encodes 565 amino acids. NCBI's taxonomy places the organism in Eukaryota, Metazoa, Chordata, Actinopteri, Pomacentridae. Gene Ontology annotation, biological process: regulation of transcription by RNA polymerase II. Gene Ontology annotation, cellular component: nucleus. The record is from RefSeq and is a predicted model, not a curated record. The transcript is spliced from 2 exons.